Messenger RNA from Contarinia nasturtii (swede midge), 11014 nucleotides. RefSeq names its product muscarinic acetylcholine receptor DM1 (gene mAChR-A). Gene Ontology annotation, molecular function: G protein-coupled acetylcholine receptor activity; G protein-coupled serotonin receptor activity. The record is from RefSeq and is a predicted model, not a curated record. Gene Ontology annotation, cellular component: synapse; dendrite; plasma membrane. The transcript is spliced from 10 exons. Bases 2610 to 4664 code for a protein of 684 amino acids. Gene Ontology annotation, biological process: adenylate cyclase-inhibiting G protein-coupled acetylcholine receptor signaling pathway; G protein-coupled receptor signaling pathway, coupled to cyclic nucleotide second messenger; chemical synaptic transmission. Lineage: Eukaryota; Metazoa; Arthropoda; Insecta; Diptera; Cecidomyiidae.
AGUCAACAAAAAAGUCAUACCGUGAGAGUCAGUGAAAAAAAAAAACGUGAAACGACGAACGACAAAAUUUCAAUACAAAAAAAAAAUCAUAAAUCCAAUUUGUGUUUUGAACUCUACUGUAUACUUUUUUAUGUGUUAUGGACUUAUUCUUUAGUUGCCUUUAAUUGCAUAUUAUCGUGUAUGUUUUCGUGUUUUAUGAACAUUUAUGCCAAUGAUGCACAAGUAAUGAGCAAAUAAGUAAAAGACUAUGUGCACACUUGUCAGUUGAUUCAUACGAUAUGGUUUCGAAACUCCGUAAACUGUUUGACAAACAAUCUACAUCACGAUUAUGAUGCUGUACUCUGUCUCUUUAAGCGAUUUGAUAAAAAUUGAUUUGAUGGCAAAGACAUGAACUUAAAGCGAUAAGUCAUUAACCAAAAGAAUAAUAGAUGACUAUAGGACGGAUAAUCAAUGGCUUCUGCAUGAAAUUGCACUUGAGGUGUUUGAUAAGAUUGUAUGCGAUAGAACAACAGUGCCUCUAAAGAAUCGCAACAACCGAAAAGAACAUUGAAACAAGUGUUCGUUUUUUUCUUCUCUCGCACAAUAAAUAGCACGACAUUGACGCGAACUGAAUAGAAAACUUGGACAUGAGGAAAAUAUUCAAUAUGCGAUACCACGAAAAGUGUUUGUGUUUAAAUGUGUAAGCGAAUAAAAAAGGGGUAACUUAAUGAUAAAAACGAAUAUUUUACGAGUUUAAAAAUUGUCGAGAUAUAUAAACAAGACUUUUUCGGUAGAAAGGCUUACGGAAUGCUUGCAAGUGUCAAUAUUUAGGUUAAAAACUCCAUGACAUAAAGUUGAAAUUGUGCAAACAAACUAACCGCCACUGUUUCGAAGUCAUCGAUUUCGGCUGUUAUGAUUACUCACCGAUUUGCAACAUUGUUCUUUCUCAUAAACUGAAUUGAAGAAAUUGUGCACAGUUUUAUCGGAUAUUGAGAGCUUUCCUUUAAAUUAUUAUUGGUUGGAAUUAUCAACGAUACAUCCUGAUCAUUGUGACGCACCAAUGCGCCGUUAUGUGCAUUUCACAAAGAACGGAAAUUGAGUUAAGAAAAGUGGACCUCUAGUUGUGUACCGAAGUGAAAAAUGCAACUUAAACAAUGGGAAAUAACAAAAUUCAUUUGCUAGCUCAUUCAAUUGAAAUUUUUGCUGUUGCUGUUCGUCUACAUUUGUUGUGGGGCACAUUCUAGGCGAAACCUUUCUGAUUGAAUUAUGCCACUUUAUGUGCAAAUAAAAAAAGACGGAAAAUUGAGAAACACGACAAAGCAACGACGGAAUCGAAGGAAACGAGUGAAGUGGCCGCAGAUGUGAAUGUAUACCGUUGUUGUUGCCAUUGCUUUUAUUUAACAAAGAGGCAUAGAACAAAAAAAAAAAAACAGAGAGAGAAGAAAAUCAAAAUACCAACCAGCAAUUCAUUAUUAUUGCCGCGUAAAAUUGAUAUCGUUGAGAAACCAUCACAAUUGUUACUGACACUUCAUCAUUUCGAACGAUGGAUAAAAAUAAUUUACGCAAAAGGUAGAAAAGCGGAACAUGCAACAAAUAACGAACAAAAUGUGUAAAUGAUGGGCAUCGCAUACAUUUAGCGUCAGCAUUUGGCAAUUGAAACUGAAUUCGAAUAAUUGACAUUUAAAGGGGGGAGAAAAAAGAGAGAGAAAGAGAAUAGAAUCGAUUCAUUUGGAAUUAGCGGAAAAUUCAUACACUACAUCAUUGAAAAUUAUUGGAAUUGCGUUAUCCCUCCAUCAAAAUCUCAUCGCCUUUCGUCCAAUCGCCUUAUUUGAUAUUUAGUUUUUCUUUUGUUAUCCCUUUCUUCGAUAACCGAUUUCGAAAUAAGCUUAUUUAUGCAAAUGUUUCACCAACACAUUGUUGCAUCGUUCUAUCGUGUAACAAGACAUAUGGUUAAUUUUUUGUUUAAGCAAAUCGAGUUAAACGACAAAACUGUUUUGCGUUUAUCGUACUAGCAUUGUGGUGAAGGUGGAUGCAAUGAAACCAAAGCGACCAUCAAAUUAACAUUUUUGGAUGCGAACACGAAAUAGAAUACACAGAAGAAACAUUUAGAUAUGGAUAUAUAUUUGACGUUAUAGUAACAAAAUCGUGGAACGGACACACACAAACAGAGAGAGAGAGAGAGAGAGAGAGAGAGUGAGAGAGAGAGAAAGAGAAGGAAUAUCAAAUAAAAGAAGAAGGUUUAUAAGUCUCAAACGCAUGCCCUCCGGUGAAUUGAAGAUCGGACGAAAACGAAUAGGAAACGUAUACAGAUCAUCCGAAUAUCUAGAUUGCAUUCAAUGUAGCAACACAUUUGGACCAUUAACUUGAAUAUGGUAUUCAACAUAAAUAACAAAUGCUGAGUAUUUGCAACAACAAAAGCAAUCACAGAAUAGUUUAUGGGCCACCGUUGUCGAACUAGUAACUUUUACUCAACUAUUACAUUUGAAUUGAGAUUGAGAACGUGCUCCCUGUUUACUCAUUCAUACUGAUAACCGAAUACAAUAUAACGAGCACCAACUGCAGGUGUUACCAUUAACAUUGUCAUCGCAACCGUCAUUUCGAUCCACCGAAGCAAUAAACGAACCGAAAACAUGGGUUAUGUCUAUCCAAAAGCGGCUUUGCAUUCAACGUCGACCACAAUGGAUACGAUUUCCUUGAUAACAACCACCAGUACAACGCUUAUAACCGAAUUUACGGUCAACACAACUCUAAUAAGCAGCACAUAUGCAAGUGAUAUUCAAGUAAAAAAUAAUGCCACUCUAGACGAACCACCUGGACUGCGAUAUUCCAUACCACAAACAGUUGUAUUAGCAAUCAUUGCAACGGUGUUAAGUAUUUUAACGGUGGCUGGCAAUGUGAUGGUGAUGAUUUCGAUCAAAAUUGAUAAACAAUUGAAAACGAUUAGCAAUUAUUUUCUCUUCUCAUUGGCAAUCGCCGAUUUUGCCAUUGGCUUAAUAUCAAUGCCAUUAUUUACAGUUACAACGCUACUAGGUUAUUGGCCAUUAGGUCCAUAUGUGUGUGAUACGUGGUUAGCACUAGACUAUCUAGCAUCGAAUGCAUCGGUUCUAAAUCUGUUAAUUAUUAGUUUCGAUCGAUAUUUUAGUGUGACACGACCGUUAACGUAUCGAGCAAAACGUACAAAGAGUCGUGCUGCAUUUAUGAUAGGUGCCGCAUGGGGCAUUAGCUUGUUAUUGUGGCCACCAUGGAUUUAUAGUUGGCCAUAUAUUGAGGGAAAACGAACCGUACCCCAAUAUGAAUGUUACAUUCAAUUCAUCGAAACGAAUCAUUAUAUUACAUUUGGUACGGCGAUUGCAGCAUUUUAUGUACCUGUCACUGGCAUGUGUUACCUUUACUAUCGCAUUUGGCGCGAAACAAAGAAGCGUCAGAAGGAUUUGCCCAACUUACAAGCUGGCAAAAAAGAUUCAUCAAAACGAUCAAAUUCAAGUUUUCACCAUUGUAGCGAUGAAACAACGGCUGUCAAUCAUUCGGGAAUGAUAACACAAAUUGCGUCGAGCGAAUGUGAUGCAUACAGUUGGCGAAGGCCACGUUCUGAAUCAUCGGCAGAUGCUGAAAGUAUGUACAUGACCAAUCCGGUAUUAUCAGAUUCGGGAUUUACACGUCGAUCAAGUACAGCAACGGCUGGUGGUCCGCCCGGAUCGCACAAAUGCUAUGGCGGUAUCAAAGAAUGGUGCAUCGCUUGGUGGCAUUCAGGACGUGAUGAUUCGGAUGACUAUGGUUAUGAAGCUGAAGAUCCAUCUGACUAUGGAUACAAUACACCUGUGUCAAUAGAAACUCCUAUACAAAGCUCCGUUUCCAGAUGUACAUCAAUGAAUGUGAUUCGUGAUCCAUACACAACCAAUCGGCCAGGAUUGGUGAGCAUUAUACCGGAUGUUUCACCAACGCCAGCACGUCCACCACUCGCACCAUUAACACAAUUGCAAGAAAAUGCAUUUCCAGGUCCAAGAGAUUCACGAUCAUUACCGUUGAACACUCACCGUCUUGGUGGACGAUCUGUGAGCCAGGAUUCCGUAUACACAAUUGUAAUACGAUUACCACCGGGUGAUGGUGGUCAUGGUAAUGAGCAUGCACCAUCCAUUAAAAUGAUUCAGGAUGAUGUACCGUUAGCACUGACGCAUCCACCGAGACGACCACUACCGACACGAGACUCAGAUCUGGGCGAUGUUAAGCUCAAUUUAGAUGGUGUGAAGCUCAAUUCCGGUUUGCCGCUCAAUCGAAGGUUGUCACAUGCGCCGGACAUUCGUAUACCCUUAAAUGCAAAAAUAAUAACCAAAAAUUUGGCCAAACCGAAUCCAGUGCCGCGAGCCGCAAAAAAGAAGAAAAAAUCCCAAGAAAAACGGCAAGAAACAAAGGCAGCGAAAACCCUGUCAGCAAUUUUACUUAGUUUCAUUAUAACAUGGACGCCGUACAAUAUUUUGGUGCUAUUAAAACCAUUGACCGCAUGUACAAAAUGUAUUCCACAAGAAUUGUGGGAUUUCUUCUAUGCUCUGUGUUAUAUCAAUUCAACCAUCAAUCCAAUGUGUUAUGCUUUGUGCAAUGCCUCAUUUCGUAAUACUUAUGUUCGAAUUCUGACGUGUAAAUGGCAUACGCGAAAUCGGGAAGCAAUUUCGCGUGGCGUGUACAACUGAGACAACCAAAUAGCAAGUCACGCUUUUUAAGGACUUUGCUCAUUCAGACACACAUACACACACGCGCGCACACGUGCAUGGAAAACUUACGAAAAAAAACGACAAAUAUAGUAGUAAUAAAUUAAGGCUGCAACAAAACGUCACAAGGCAUAGGGAUGUGCUGAUCAAUUUGAAACAAAUAGUUUUUAACAACAAAAAAUGAAAACCAAAACCAAGGUUGAAAUUCAGUGAAUAUAUAAAGCCUAAGAAUAGGCGAAAUAUAAUCUUUGAUGGCAAUGAUGUGGUGGCGGAUAUUUUGCGAAAAUAUCGCGUAUUCUUAGGCUAAUUUUACAGUUACUUAAGUAACUACAAUGAACCAGCAAUAAACGUAAUGCUUUAUACGAUGCACAUAGGGAAAUUUUUUUGUACGUAUAUCAGUACGAAAGCGUACGGAAUUUUCGCAAUGUGUUGUGCGGUAUCCUGUCUGCUAAAAUCGCACAAAACGAAAACGUUCAAAUAGUUUUUACAAAAAUAUAAGACGUUGCAACCAUUUAUAUGUUUAAUAAUAUAAUGUAGCUUAGGAUAUAAAUCUAUGAUUCUUCGAUCGACCAUUACCAAUUUAUUUUACACCGUUUUGACCGCCAAUUUACAACAAUUACACCACGGCGUGAAUCAAUAUUUACAUGGUGCGAGUAAAACAAAACAAAAAAAACAUGCUGUUUUUACAUACUUCACAAUAAUUUUUCCUGCACAAUAGAAAGGUGACUUUUUUUUCAAUACAAUUUAAGACAUUCAUCCUAUUCGCCAUAAAGAAAAAGACCGUUUCAAUGCAGUGUGGAAAUCAUUUUUAUACGGCGUAUGAAAAAAAAAUAUAUAUGUAAUUUUAGGACGUAAAACUAUGGUUUUCAUAAUUGCAUUCAAGUACGAUAAUUGAAUGGUCUCCGACAUAGUAAGCAAUGACAAAACGAACACUAUUUGUGACGAUAGAAAAUGUUUAAUGGCAUAUAGAUUUAGCAAUUGAAUAGACGAAUUUCAAUGAAAACUAUUUAUAACAAGUUAUAAAGCGAUUUAAAUUGAAUUUUGAAUCAAUGUUUAAACAAACAAACAAAAAAAAUGAAAUGAUAAAACUCUCAAGAUAUUUCGAUAUUGAAUAUACGUUUAGCAAUAAAUAUAUAUAAAUAAGAGAGAAAUUCCACUGAAAGCGUGUGCGUACUGAAUGUUUAUUAUUGCGACCGUAGGCAUAUGGAUUUGUUUUGUUUUAAGGUGGAGACGUUUCUUCGCUUAGAACUUGAUAGCAAAAGAAAGCAAAAGACGCAAAAUACCCGAUUCAAAAUGUUUAAUACUUAGUGAGUGGAGUAGAGUGGAUACCAUUAAUACACCAGCACGUUUAAUAAAACAAAAAGUGCAAAUGUAAAAUUGUAUAUCCGACAAAUGAUUGCUUUAAUAAAUGUUUAUUAGUAAAGAAGAAUUUUUAUUAAGUGAAUACUAAAUGUUAAGAAAUUUAUAUAUGUAUAAUACAGAACAAAACAAAACAAAACAAAAAAAAAACACAUCCCAAAACUAUGAAUAUUUAAAAUCGAGAGAGAAUCUCAAGACAACACAAGCGACAGGCACAACAAAUCCCAGUGCUCCCUUGACACCUUGACUUACAUGAUGAAUCAUUUUUAUUCGUACAUUGGCAAAUGUAGCAAAAGGAUGACUGAACUUGAACAGAAAAGAAAUAACUAAGGAAAAACAGCAGUAACAAAUCACAUGCCAUACUCAUUUUCCGUAAUGUGAGGAAGACGAGAAAAAAAAUUCGAAGCACAUAAAAUGUUAAGGAGAUGUUUUUACGCAUCGGGAAUACCCUGUUGGUGAUAAAUGUAUAUUAUUGUGGGAACACUAUCUUAUGUUAAAACUAAUGUUAUUUGAUAAUUAUGUGGAGAAUAUGCGUGUAUCCUCAUAUAAUCAAGAGGCAAAAUCGAAUUGUAUGAAUACAGAAACAGAGAGCAACGUCAACAUAAUUUGCAUGAGCAUGAGCAACGUAAGACGAAUCUAUACGCUUCGAUAGAUCCAUGCAAUGAAUAUAUCAGUUAAAUUUUAGAGCAUUGGUAUAAUUUGAUUUUGUGACAAAUAGGACUACAAUGUGGGAUACAUCUAAGCGGAUAGGUCCAUUUGACGGUAUUCUCUGUGUAUGGCACUUUAAAUGUUAAUGCUUAACAUUCAUCUGGUACUAAAAAAAUUAAAUAUUUAUGCGUACACAAAUUUAUUAUUGGUAUAGUUUUAUUUAUUUGUUUUCGGAUUGAAACAAUUUCGAUCAUUUGCAGACCAAUCCAUUCGACUAAGAUGUUAUUAAUUGUGGUUUCGAAAUUUUCAACGAAUGAAAUUCAAUAAAACUUGUUCACCAUAAAUUACGUACAAUGAAAUUAUUUCGGUUCCUUAAACAUAGACAAAUGAAAAACCGUGGAUUCUUUGGGUUCGACGUAAGCGAUAAAACUUUGUCAAGCACUUUCAUUCGACCUUACUUACCGUAAACACACGCACACAACACACAUCUAAAUAUGUUUAACGUUCAUACCAAACAAAACGAGAAGAACACAAAUUUAGGAAAUUUAUACGAUGAAAAUUCAAAGCAAAAAACAACAACAAUUUGAGAAAAACAAUAACCGUAGUCCGUUUAACAACAAAAUAAUAAAUCUUUAACAAAAUUAAACGUACUACCAACUAUUUACUUAUAAAUGGCAAUAGAUGUUACAAAACUAAUUAUUAUUGAAAACAAACAGAACAUUUAGUACAGUUUAUUUUGUGACAAACAAACAAACAAACAAAAAAACACAAACAUGUGAAUAACUAACAAAUAAUGAAAAAUCAUUCAUAUAAAAUCGCAUCAAAUGAUGAAUGACAUGAACAUAUAUUUAUGUAUACAGUAAGCACCAAUCAAAGAAUAACCAACACCUUUCGCAUAAUGUCAAAAUGUGUCUCAAUCACAUACACACACACACACACAUUCAACACAUUUUAAUGGGAUUGAAAGCAUCAGGAAUGAAAACAAAAUAGAAAAUUUAACUUUCUUAGAUUCAAUAUUGAUUCGGUUAUUUCAAACAUUUGGCAACACUUUCGUUGAAUUAAUUCGAUGGAAGUUGAUGUGCUAAUAAACUGGCCUAAUAACGGUGCUAUGAUAUAUAGACAAAUGAGCACCAACUCAUUUUGGGCACUAACACGGUCAAUCGCACAAAUUAACCGAUUACAAAAAUGUGUAGGUUGAUGUAAAUAUUAUUCUUUCAUCCAAAAAAAAACGAAGUCGUUUUUUUGAAAACGACAUGUAAGAAUGGAAAUGAUCAAAUUGUUGUGAUUCAAGUUAACGUGUAUUUCGAAUUUUUCAUUAUUAACGGCAAUUUCAUUUUGGCACACAAAAUAUAUAUCAGCGCAACAAUGUCAGCCCGCCGAAAAAUACGAUUGAAAUUGAGAUUCUCAGAAAAUUAUAUGAAAGAAAAUAAAUAGAGAUAACAAUAAUAAUAAUACUAAUAAUAAUAAUGGAGCCGCAUUUCGUAUCACUCAAUAUAUUGAACACAAAACAUUUCCGCCGACCACAAUAUGAAAACCAAUUUGCGCAAAACACAACCCACACACACACACAGAGUCUCUAUAUUUUCUGUCUUCAUAUUUACAUUGAAAUGAACCAUUUAUUUCGUUUGAUUUUGAUUUGAAAUGAAGUCGAAUGAACGCAUUGUGCAAUCAAACGCAAUCUAGUCAUUGACAAUGGAAAAUUCGCAACAAGCAAUAGCUUAAGCAAGCAAAACUAUGUGUUGAAUCAAGAAGCAAAAAUGUAAGUGUAUGUGCGAAAUUUAGCAAAAUGUUACCGCUUCAAAAUUUUAUAACGAAAAAACUAAACGUGACGACUUAAUCUAUCGAGCUCAAUGGAAUAUUUUUUUAUUUUUUUAUCAUUUUACAUAGAGAAGCUCUUAAGAUGGCUGACAGUCCAUUGGUUAGAUAUAAAAUCACAUUAGAAAUAUCAUAGUUAAUACAAAUAUGUCUGAUAUAAAUGACGAAAUCAUAUAUAAGCUUAUUUUUUUUUUGGUUAAGGCUGUCACCCAUGGAAAGGAGGUAUGCUUUUAAACCAAUUGUAUGUGUCCGUUUAUAGAAGAACAUUUUCCAGUACGAUUAAAGCUGCCGAAAUAGCAUGCAACAAACUUUUUCAUAUUCCAACGUGUCAGUGUGAAGGCCGAGAUUUUUUUUACCUCGAAUAGUUGUUGAUUGUUCAUUUGUUUAUCUUUAAAUCUUGUUAAUAUGAAGAAAAAAAAAACUAUGAACGCAUUUUGACCGUCGAUUUGACGAUUCACCACUAACUGAUUAAUCAAUAAAAACAAUUGUCGUUUGGAAAGCUUUUAUGCUAUGCUCUAGAUACCAACACAUUUCGAUUUUAAUUGACGAACAAAUUUAAUAUGAUUUCAUAAGUAAUUAAAAUAUCUAAUCGAUUUUUAAUACUUCAUUAUGAAUUUAUGCAUCAUUUACAGAAAAGUCAUCAAUGCUGAAAUAUCGAUUUGACAUAAUCGAUGAAAACAUAGAAAUUGAAGGCCAAUAAACGCACACAUACAAAUUCGGAUUUGCAAUAGACAAUAUUCCAUGUUAAUAUUUAAAACAAAGCGUGUCAGCAUUAGAGAUUCAAAUUGAAAUAUAUCAACGAAAAACUAAUUUUAUUUGUGUGGAUGUAACCGAAGUUAAAUAAAUGUCGUCAUUAUCGCCUUUGCCGUUGCCGUCAAACACUUCAACAGAACCAAAAUAAUGAAUAUGAAAAAAAACAUAAUGACAGUGAAAACAAACUUAUUGAAGAAAUCAAAUGAAACAACAUUGUUUAUCUUAUUGACUGUUCCAAUUGCAUGUCCGCAAUUUAUAAAACGUUGAACAAAUUUCGAGUCGGUUAGACUUUUCGAAUUGCCGAAAUUAAAUUGGAAAAAUCAAUAGGGUUAUAAUAAUAAAAAUUCAUGGACAAUUUGUGGAACAUAGAUUUUAUCGUUUUUCAAAACUACGACAAAAAAAAACUUAUUGAUAUCAGACACGUGGAGUAUACACCUCCAGUUAGUUACACGUUGUAUACAAAAAAAAUAUUUAUGAACGCAUCGAUUCAUUUUAACGUACUUUCAUGACCUUAAAAAAAUUGUUUUUUAUUUUGGUACCUAUCAGGUGUCCAAUGAACACCUUUUUGCCUCGAAUUCGAAUACGAUGCGCAAUUUGUUGCCACAAAGCAUUGGGCCACAGCAUUUCAAGCAAUGUAUUCCAAACAAAAAAAAAUCAUCCAAAUACUAUAUCGAGAAAAUGUGCAGCAAAGUAAGCCAAAUGCAUCUCAAGUUUUUUUAAACCUGGCUUCAGUUAUAUGUCAAAUAAAUAUUUUUUCAAAUAGAAAGAAUCACACACAAAUGAACAUCCGCAACUAAAUCAAAAAAGAAACGGAUGGAAACACUUCAUGUUUUGAAGUAAAGGUAUUAAAGACUUUUUGUUUAUUUAAAAGUGAGAUAUGAAAACAAACGACAUGCAUUUGGAAAAAAAAUUCUAUUUUUAUGGAACCAAUUUAAAUCCCACUGAUAGUGAAUUGGCAUCUUAUCUUCACUGAAAAUCAUCCACUCACAACAUUCAUAUUUCGUAUGUGCCAAAAACUCAUUGUGUUUUUCUCCUGUUUUCAUUUAUCUGCUCAAUUUCAUCAGUAUAGUCGCAACACUAUUUUACUAUUAUUAGUACAGAAAUGCAACGAAAAUUUUCACCGACUACAAACACAACCGGAUAUUUUUGUAAUUGGUUGUUGUUGGAUGAUAAAAUUUAAUAAAGAAUGAAUGAAAAGAAGAAAAAAAAAUACAUUUUGGUGACAACAUUACUUUAGAUAAACAGUUAUAUUUUUUUAUUCAUAUGUUCUUAUCAUUUACUCAAAUCAAAUGAGCGAUGGAAAUUUUCCGUAUGAUCUCAUCUGAUAAGAAAAUAAUUUCGAUUCAAAAUUAUUUGCCCGGAGACCAAUUUCAUAAUAAUAAAAUCACAUUGGAUUUCCCCAAUUUUUUUGAUUUACUUCAUUUCUAUUCUCCUUCAUGUGUUCUAUCGUUCAAAAUUUGAAGAAAAAAUCAAUUCUUUUAUGAUUUUGAACGAUUUGAAAUUAUACUCAAUGUACGAAUAUAACAUAAUACACACAUCUCUAUGUUAGAUUAGAGAUAUAUUUGAAUUGCAUACCAUUUGGCAGAAAUGCAAUGUUUUCCAUACAAUGACCAUUUGGUUACCAUUGCAAGGAUAUCGAAAGAGAUAGAAUUGAAGAUAUACAUGUUAAUUUACCUUUUUGUAUGUUUUUGUUAAAAUCACAAAAUAGAUAAAAAAAAUGAAAAUUAUAACAAUAAAAAAUAAAACAUUUAAUACAA